AAUGAAAUCUCUUUUCCAGCAGCAGCAACAUCCGCAACAACAGAAGAAAAAGAAGAAGAAGAAGGAGACUAUAUGUCAACGAUAAUCGUGGCUAGUGGUGUCGGAAUCGUGCUGAUCGCCAUACUUAUCGUUUUGUGUGUGAUGAUUACUCAACGAAAGCAACACCAGGAGAAAAAGAAGUUGGCGGAAUCGAUGAACAAGAAAAAGAAGAAGGGCAAGAAGGGAAAGAGCAAGAAGAGCAAGAAAAGCAAGAAGAGCAAAAAGGGUAAAAAGGAAGAAGAGGAAAAAUCGACGCAAGGUGCUACAGAUCAAGUAUCUAACCCGCCUGCCGACGGAGCUCCUCCUCCUGAAGCAACUCCCGAAGCUCCUGGUGGUGUUCCUCCUCCAGAUGCCGGAGCUGCUCCUCCUCCUGAAGGUGCACCACCUCCAGAUGCAGGUGGUGGUGCGGGUGCUCCUCCUUUUGCUGAUAGAAUGGAUGGUGGUAGAUCACCGAUGUACUACAACCGGAACCGCCGGCAGAGCAGCCAGGAUGAAGACUCUAGCAAUACGGUAACAACUGCCACGACCAUAGACGAAACAAGUGAACAAGAAAUGGACUACAGACCGAUAGGAUGGAAUCUUGCAAUGAAAAGCCAUCUAGCAUCUGCACAAAAAUCACAAGCAGCAGAAAUUUUACGUAGAAUCUCAUCAUAG
This is a messenger RNA of Haemonchus placei, 693 nucleotides long. NCBI's taxonomy places the organism in Eukaryota, Metazoa, Nematoda, Chromadorea, Rhabditida, Trichostrongylidae. The record is from the annotation of a GenBank genome assembly.